AGAGGCUUUAACCCACUGAGGCAUCCCAAAACCUGAAAUUUUUAAAAUCUUUUGUCUUCAUCCCAUCUUCGUGUAUGGAACAUUCUGAAGGCUGGUUUGGGCUCCUUCGCAUUUGGAAUACGAACUAUGCAUUGUCUCCUUCACUCAUUUGAAACAGCCGUUCCUAACCUCCCAUAUUAUAGGCCUCUUAAAGGGAUAAAUUCUGGUGAUGUAUUUCUUUGGAGCAGCAGUUUUAAACCCUCGUCAUGGCUCUUGGCAAUUAAAGACAUUCUGAAGAUACAGGGAUCAACCCAAAUCUCCAUAUGGAGCCAAAGCUAUUUGUAAAGCCUUUAGAAUUCUGACAGACCUAAUGCGGCCCGUUUUUCAUUAGAAAAGUAAACAGGUAGCUGAUUUACUGAUAAUCAUUCUUUUUAAAAUGUUCAUUUUUUUUUUCAAUUUUAAAAUGUCUUAGUCUUUUUAUUGUGGCUUUAAGGUCUUGAUGCACGAAUAGAAUUAGAUUCUAUAAUUGCCGGCUUUGGUGACUUCUAACUCAGGGGUCCUCAAGAUGCACGAUGCCUUGCAAGGAGCCUAUCCUAUGGUUUUGCCGGUUGCUAAUGAGAAGUGCUGGAUGCAGAUGUAAAGGGGUGGCUUAGUUUAUCCCUACGUAGCUUACUGGUGGGGGGGAAUUAGAUUCUUUAAGACAAAGGGAUUAUGAGUCAUUAUCGUAAAUUACAGACACAAUGCUUUAUGCCCAAGGCAGAUCCAGCCCCUCCACCCCCAAAGUAAUAGAACAAGACAGUCGGUUUCUGUUAUAAUUUUGAAUUUCCAGGAUAGCAGAAAAAUAAAUGAUGCAUGCUGCAGUGGGACAGCCUGAUAUUAUCUGCAACUGAAAAAUGUAUGUAAGGAUGUUUUUUUGUGAAGUUACUUGCCUUGGAUUGCUCACAUGCCAAUUUGACUUUUCUAGCAGAAAAAUAAAAAAAAAAAAUUUAAGUAUUCAAAGAAUAAGAAAUCGAGAAGAGGGUAUAGAGUUGAGCUGUCCUGUGUGGUAACCACUAGCCAAUCGUGGCCGGCAGUCACUGGGCACGUGGCUAGUCUGACUUAAAGGGUGCGGAUCUAUGGAAUAUAUUGUACUCUGCGGGAUCGUACAAAACAAAAAGGAAGGUAAAAUAUCUAACAGUUGCUGGCCACAUUCAAAAUGAAUAUUUUGGAUAUAUUGGGUUAAAAAAAUAAUAUUUAAAAUAAUUUUUCGUGGUGUUACUUUGUUCUGAUGUGGAUCCUAGAAAAAUUGCUAUUUCUUACGUAGCUGGCCUUUAUUUAUACUGGAAAUCGCCGGUAGAAAGCGGACAGAAAACGUACAUAACAUACAUAUUGAGGUCAUGGGCAAGUCACAUCAGGGCAUUUGGGGCACAAAUUAAAAGCUCGAGUCCUUAACCAAUCCGGUUCCCGGCUGUGUGGUCCCUUCUGCCCAAUCAGCUUCUGGCUCUCACUAUAAAUACUUUGACCGGGUCGUGCCUUUCACUGCAACUGAGCGUUGGAGUCAUGGCUCGCACGAAGCAGACGGCGCGCAAGUCGACCGGCGGCAAGGCCCCGCGCAAGCAGCUGGCCACCAAGGCGGCCCGCAAGAGCGCGCCGGCCACGGGCGGCGUGAAGAAGCCGCACCGCUACCGGCCCGGCACGGUGGCCCUGCGCGAGAUCCGGCGCUACCAGAAGUCCACCGAGCUGCUGAUCCGCAAGCUGCCGUUCCAGCGGCUGGUGCGCGAGAUCGCGCAGGACUUCAAGACCGACCUGCGCUUCCAGAGCUCGGCCGUCAUGGCGCUGCAGGAGGCGUGCGAGGCCUACCUGGUGGGGCUCUUCGAGGACACCAACCUCUGCGCCAUCCACGCCAAGCGCGUCACCAUCAUGCCCAAGGACAUCCAGCUGGCGCGCCGCAUCCGCGGCGAGAGGGCCUGAGCACACGGUCUCCCACUCCUUCCCAAAGGCUCUUUUCAGAGCCACCACAUGUGCUGAAAAGGUCUGUUUCCCUGCA
Molecule: messenger RNA, 2005 nt
Organism: Neogale vison (American mink)
Lineage: Eukaryota; Metazoa; Chordata; Mammalia; Carnivora; Mustelidae
Product: histone H3.1
Exons: 1
Coding region: 1519-1929 (136 amino acids)
Cellular component (GO): nucleosome
Molecular function (GO): DNA binding; protein heterodimerization activity; structural constituent of chromatin
Source: RefSeq, a predicted model, not a curated record